Perca fluviatilis (European perch) is the source of this 3126-nucleotide messenger RNA. RefSeq names its product TBC1 domain family, member 24 (gene tbc1d24). The transcript is spliced from 8 exons. Lineage: Eukaryota; Metazoa; Chordata; Actinopteri; Perciformes; Percidae. Bases 265 to 1977 code for a protein of 570 amino acids. The record is from RefSeq and is a predicted model, not a curated record.
GUUAUUUAUCAUUUGCUUACCAGUCUUUGGUCGUAUUCCUUAUUCCUGUCGCCGGCUUUGUGUUUUAAAUGCAUCCCUUUUCCACAAUCUCCUCACAUCAACAAACUCCAAGACAGCCUGCGGAUCAAAUUAAUUUGUGUAACUAUCAUGGGCAGUGAAGAAAAAUAGGCUAGUUAUCUGCUGUGUGGAGGACAGAAGGUUUGCAAUACCCCGGAGCGUCCCUCCUCUCUUCCCACUCAGGCAGUCCAGCAAGUUUCCAGCAGCAUGGCUGAAGAAGACUAUGGCAGCUUUGUGGACUGGAACCAGAUGGGGGAUCUGGCCAAGAGCAGUGGGCCCACCAAGGUAGACUGUAAAGACCUGAAAGAGUUCAAACAGAUGGCUCGGCAGGGUUACUGGGCCAAAAACCACAAACUACGGGCCCAAGUCUACCAGCAGCUCAUCAAAAACAUUCCCUGUCGUACAGUGACCCCAGAUGCAGAAGUAUAUCGCGACCUUAUGGGAAAUGCAGCCACUAAGAAGCCCUCUUCCCACAUUCCGCUUCCAGAGUUUGUGGAUGGAAGUCCUCUGCCACAGUACUGCCUGAAGGCAGAAGCAGUAGCCUCAGCCCAUCAGAUUAUAAACUGCAUAGCUGGACAGUUUCCAGAUAUAUCCCACUGCCCAUCACUACCAGCUGUUACUUCAUUGCUCCUGCACUUCAGCAUAGACGAGGCUCAGUGUUUUGAGCAUGUCAGCCGCAUACUGGCCUGCAACGAGCCAGGCAAACGACUGCUGGACCAGACUUUCCUGGCCCAUGAGUCUAGCUGCAUGACCUUUGGUGAUCUGGCCAACAAGUACUGCGAAGCCGCCCACAAACUGAUCGUGGCCACAGCCCAAGAUGUGCUUGAAGUCUACUCAGACUGGCAGCGCUGGGUCUUGGGUGACCUGCCUUUCAGCCACGUGGUUAGGGUCCUAGACAUCUACCUAGUGGAGGGCUACAAGGUUCUCUUCCGUGUGGCUAUAGCCUUGCUCAAGUUCUAUCGCAAGCAUAAAGCAGGGGCCCAGGGAGGCCCGGGCAACCAGCAACAGGAUUCUGGCAAAGUUAGGGCGGACAUUCAAGCUUUCAUCACGGGCAUCGCCUCCACUGUCACACCCGACAAGUUAUUAGAGAAGGCCUUCUCCAUCCGUAUGUUUAGCCGUAAGGAGAUUACCCUGCUGCAGCUCACAAAUGAGAAGUCCCUGCAGCAGAAAGGAAUCACUGUCAAACAGAAGCGUCCUAGGCGGAACGUGCAGCUGGCACUCAACCCGGACACCUUCUCCUCAGAGAUUGUCAGUGCCAAGGAGAUGCGGGACAUCUGGUCUUGGAUCCCUGAGCGCUUUGCCCUGUGCCAACCACAACUCCUCUUCACAACCUCCACCCAUGGUUGCAGCCUUAACAGAUUCUACUCACAUUGUGAAGGCUACGAACCCACUCUGCUCCUCAUUCGGACCACAGAUGGAGAUGUAUGUGGAGCCUUCCUGUCCACAGAUUGGGAGGAGCGGAAGAGAGGAGGCAACAAAUUGAGUUUCUUUGGCACAGGGGAGUGCUUUGUCUUCAGACUGAAGCCAGAGAUGGAGCGCUAUGAGUGGGUGGUGAUCAGCCACCCUGAGUUAGCCUCCUCCAUCAAGACUGAGGGCCAGGAAGACACGGCCUCCUCUGAGGGGCAAAACUCAGACAACAAUGGUUUACAGCAGCCAGAGAGACCUGCUGGAGACCUGUCGCCCUUCCUCUCUGCACGUCACUUCAACCUUAACUCCAAGAAUACUUCCAUGUUCAUGGCUGGCAACUUUGACUCCAUCAUAGUGGGGGGAGGUGAAGGCAACGCUCUCUACAUCGACUCUGAGCUCAACCACGGGCGCGCUGGCAGCUGCGCCACCUUCGACAACCCGCCCCUGUGUGCUGAGAGCUUCCAGGUCUCACUGCUAGAAGUGUGGGGCUUCCAGGACGCCAUGGCCGCAUAAUGCUGUACACAUAACCACAAAGUACACGUGCAUACACAUGCAUAAAUGGAGAUCCAUACAGGCAUGGGCACAUAAUAUGCAUAUUGACAUAUAAAACAUGUUAUAGCAGAAAAUCUUGAUGUAAAAUGUCCAGCAAAGUGUUAGAGGUGGAAAACACAGGUAUGCAAACAAAAUUACAUCCGUCCUGCAAAUUCAUAUAUGAUUAAUUAUUUUUUUUAUUUAUUAAUCCAAAUUGUGAACCAAAAUUGUGAUAUUUUUGUGUUUUGAUUUCUGUGUUUGUUUAUUUUUGUAUAACAGAUUUGUAGUAUGGUGUGCUAAUUAUGUUGACGUGUCUGGUAAUAUGAAGGAAGUCAGGAUCAACUCUAGAUAAAGCCGAUAAAAGGUUAAUUUAGAGGAUUUUCUCAUGUCGGCUAUAGUGUGUUCAUGCUGAGCUGAAUCAUUUGAAUUUCUGAAUGUCAAUUCAGUCUUUUAUGUUCUGUGGUUUAGCUCAAUCCGCCAAAUUUACUCUAUAGCUAUCUCUGCAGUCUUAAAUGUUAUUUACCAGGCCAUAAGGUUUUUAAGAUACAAUUUGUGAAGUCAAGAGUUGAUUUGGUGAGCUGUGUUUUUAAAUGUUGGAAAACUAUAUAAAGAUGUGGUGAAGUUCCAGGUCAGCUAUUUUUCCUGACGCAUUUUCCCCACUUUGAUUUGCUGUACAUAUUUGGGAGAUUGCUAGUGAAAUAAUGUGGUAAAUGUUUGUGAAUAUCAGUGGUGAAUUUAAGUGUUGCUAUUUUGCACCAUAUAUCAAAGCUUUCUUUUGAAUGAGUGGCAGUUUCUCCUUUUGUGUAGUAUAUGAAUAUCCAUGUGAAUAACAGUACAAUUUUUGUUUUUUUAAAGAAAAGAAAAAAACUCAAGGUGUUUUUGGUUUACAAGUAAUGGCGAUAAAUGCAGUAUGCUCAUCCUUCGCUUCUUCUUACCCAUUUCCUGCUACUUCCGUCCUUUCCAGUGUAAAGAUAGUAACAAAAAAAAGUCCAAAAUGUUGCCCUGUUGGCAAAGUGUUGUUGUGGUUAUACACCCUGUUUGUACCUGUAUGUUCAAACAUGUGCUCCAAUGAAAUAUCAAUUGUCAAAAUGUAUUCUACAUGUGAAAAUACAGCAAUAUGCUUUGAUCAGA